AAAGGAUUGGAUAGCAGCAGUGAGAGGUAGCAAGUACCAUAGCAGCGGCGAAGCAGAGGAAAAUCUAUCGCUCGAAGUUUUUGUGCGAUCGGCUAGUCAGAUUUUAAAAGUAAAAUAAACAGCAGCUGCUAAGCUUCCGGAGGAUUAUUAGUGAAAAUUUCGCUUGUUUGACGCAACGUUGCUGUAGUUUUGUUCACUGAGAGCGAAAGUUAAGGGAGCUAUCUUUUCAUAAUUCAAUAAGUUGUAUAAUCAAAAUUAUCAAUAUGGGAUUGCGUCGAUAGUACUGUUUAAAAUUAUUUAUAUUUAAAAACGAUUUUCGUAAUACUGCUCUCUCAAUCAUACUGUAAAAUACUGCCGAUUGAAAACAAAAUGCUUUGUUACGAGGGCAAAUUAAGUUUGUACUGUUUCUCCAGUGCAGUCUUCUGCCUAGUGCUCCUUCUGGUGUUCUUCGAUUUGGGAGUGUUUUCGGAACCGAUCGAGUUCUGGGGCCGUGCUUCACUGCUGGGCAUUUACUAUCUAGCAUUAAAUGUUGUCAUCCGAUUGAAGUUUGCUUCCAAAGAUUAUCAGGUCGCCGUCCGUGCUACUUUCCUGGGUGCCGUCUUCACCCUCGGUGUCAUCAUCUUCCAAAGUUGCGAUGAAAAAUACAAAUCGUUUGGUAUAUACACCGCCCUGAUGGCCGGAUUUCACUACUCCGAGUACCUGGGAAUCGCAUUCUGCAACCCAAAAACCCUUUCGCCGGAUUCCUUUAUUCUGAACCAUUCGAUACACUAUGCGCUUGCUGCGGCCGCAAGCUGGGUGGAGUUCUUCGUGGAGGUGCAUUAUUUUCCAGAAAUGAAAACGCAUCGAAUACUUUGGCUGAUAGGGCUGAGUCUAUGCUUGACAGGCGAAGUUCUGCGGAAGUUAGCUAUGAUUACAGCGAGCAAAAAUUUCAGUCAUAUCGUUCAAUUUGAACGACAUCAAGGGCAUGAGUUGGUUACUACUGGAGUUUAUAGCUUGAUGAGGCAUCCUUCGUAUGUGGGAUGGUUUUGGUGGUCCAUUGGAACACAGGUCGUUCUCGACAAUCCGGUGUGCUUCGUGAUCUACACCAUCGCCAGCUGGAAGUUCUUCCACGAUCGUAUCUUCAUGGAGGAGAUCACACUGUUGAACUUUUUCGGCGAAGACUACUACAAGUAUCAGCAGCGCGUCCCAACGGGACUACCCUUCAUCCGGGGUUUCAAGGUAGAGCUGUGAUAUUUCGACCGGGAUCAUCCUGAAGACCGUGAUGCACACGACGGUACGAGAGACGAAGAUGGGAAUAACCACAGCCAGAGCGAGAGUGAUGAGACUGAUGAGUGGGGCAGCAGAAGGAAUCGCAAGUUGUGCGCUAGAGACGGUACGAGUGUUACGUUGGUUGUUGGUGAUGACGACGGCGACGAUGAUAAUGAUGACGAGGACGACGGUGAAAUUUAUGACGGUGACGAUUAUGGUCGGGACAGGGAUGAUCGCGGGAAUAUGACUGGAAGUUUCUACCACGGCCGCAAUAGACCUUAUUCAGGGAGUUACGAUAAUGUGUACGAUGAGUCAACCAUUGUCUAAUGUAGCGAAUAGAAACGCAGGGUGCAUGUAUGUACGUACUAUAGAAUGCGUCUAUCAUAUGUGUUUGUUCAUUUUUAUACUCAUACAGCUUUUGUUACAUCGAGAAUUUGUUACACUGUAUCUGCUGUACAGCAAAGCACAGUUUAUUCCUUACUAAAACAAAGUCAUUACUAAGUAGUAAACAAUAAACGAUAGUCACGACUGUU
Molecule: messenger RNA, 1781 nt
Organism: Wyeomyia smithii (pitcher-plant mosquito)
Lineage: Eukaryota; Metazoa; Arthropoda; Insecta; Diptera; Culicidae
Gene: ste14
Product: protein-S-isoprenylcysteine O-methyltransferase
Exons: 5
Coding region: 370-1230 (286 amino acids)
Biological process (GO): C-terminal protein methylation
Cellular component (GO): endoplasmic reticulum; membrane
Molecular function (GO): protein C-terminal S-isoprenylcysteine carboxyl O-methyltransferase activity
Source: RefSeq, a predicted model, not a curated record